Messenger RNA from Entamoeba invadens IP1, 474 nucleotides. RefSeq lists its product as hypothetical. Bases 1 to 474 code for a protein of 157 amino acids. The record is from RefSeq and is a predicted model, not a curated record. Lineage: Eukaryota; Evosea; Mastigamoebida; Endamoebidae. The transcript has a single exon.
AUGCACGAGUUGAGUACGUCGAGCCAAACAAAGAAAUCACCCAAGAUUACAAACAAACAAUUAGCAUUACUUCUACCUCAAUAUAUCAGUAAAGUCGCGCAACAAAAGAUAGAGACGCGGAGUGGUCUUAAAUUUGAGAAAGUAAUUUUUGAUGGUGAGAAAGACGACUUCUCGCCAAACACAUCAGUUUUUGGAGAGAAAAUCAAUCAAAUUGAGAAUUUGUGUUACAUAAUACAGAGUGAGAAUAACAACACUUUUGGUGGUGUCAUUUGUAACCAAAUUAAUGUUGAUCCGGACGAAGACUAUUUCUUGAAAGACGACAAGGCCUUUGUGUUCAAUUUAAACGGAGAACAAUCAGACAGAUAUAUAGAAGGAGGCGAUAUUAUCAAAUUUUCAUGCGUUGUUGGAUCUAUUAAAAAUGAAGACUAUUUUUUGGGAUGUGUGGAUAUGCUAUUUGUCUUGGUAAAAAAGUAA